GUCAAGAGCAGUCAGGCAAGUAGGGUUUCAGAUCUCUACCACUGUGACUCAACUGCUCUCUGUAUGACUCUGAGCAAGUCACUUAAUCUUAGGCCCAGGUUUUUCAUCUGUAGGAAAGAAUAAAACCCUCUUUUCUAGGCCCAGGUUUUCAUGAAAAUUAAACAAGAUGAUCUUUGUAAAGCACACAGUAAAGUUUCCAGCACACAGUAAAUUUUGAUAAAUAGUAAGUAUUAUGUCAGCAGAGUCUGGACUGAUAAUCAGUUUUUGUUUUAUCCUUAGGUGGUGUUUCUCUGAAAUGAAAUACAUAAAACGUUUUAUUUCAGAAAUUCCAUGGAAUUAUAGUUGGUACUAUUCUGCAAUGUCUCUAAUUGAAAGACAAAGUGAGGGCAGACAAAGUGAAGAACAAGUGAGAUAUCUGCAAGCCAACAGCAGAGAACUCAACUCUACAUUUGGGUAUCCUAACAAUACCAUCAAGACCUCAAGAUACAGUGUCUUUAACUUCUUGCCCCUGAACCUAUUUGAACAAUUCCAGAGACUUGCAAAUGCAUAUUUCCUCAUUUUGCUAUUCCUACAGUUGAUUCCCCAGAUCUCCUCCUUGGCAUGGUACACAACUGUGAUACCCCUGAUGGUGGUGCUGUCCAUAACAGCAGUGAAGGAUGCCAUCGAUGACAUGAAAAGACACCAAAAUGACAAUCAAGUCAACAACCGUUGUGUUCUGGUGGUGAUGAAUGGCAGGAUAAAGGAGGACAAAUGGAUGAAUAUUCAAGUGGGAGAUAUAAUAAAACUAAAAAAUAAUCAGUCUGUCACGGCUGAUAUGCUAUUACUCUCUAGCAGUGAGCCCUGCGGUCUGACAUAUAUAGAAACAGCAGAACUGGAUGGUGAAACCAACCUGAAAGUGAAGCAGGCCAUCUCAGUUACCAGUGACCUGGAAGAUAACCUCGGGCUACUGUCUGCCUUUGAUGGAAAAGUGAGGUGUGAGUCUCCCAAUAACAAGUUGGACAAAUUCACAGGAAUACUGAAUUAUAAGGGAAAAAACUACAUCCUGGACCAUGACAAGCUGCUACUCCGAGGCUGCAUCAUCAGGAAUACAGAUUGGUGCUAUGGCUUGGUGAUUUAUACCGGGCCAGACACCAAAUUAAUGCAGAACUGUGGAAAGUCUACCUUUAAGCGGACGCACAUGGACCAUCUCUUGAAUGUCCUUGUGCUCUGGAUUUUCCUGUUUUUAGGCAGCAUGUGUUUUAUCCUAGCAAUUGGGCAUGGCAUUUGGGAGAACAAGAGAGGCUACUACUUCCAGGAUUUUCUGCCAUGGAAAGAAUAUGUGUCUUCAUCAGUUGUCUCUGCUGUCCUCAUAUUCUGGUCCUACUUCAUUAUUCUCAACACUAUGGUGCCCAUUUCCCUUUAUGUCAGUGUUGAGAUAAUAAGAUUGGGCAACAGUUACUAUAUCAACUGGGAUCGGAAGAUGUUUUGUGCACCAAAGAACACGCCAGCACAGGCUCGAACCACCACCCUUAAUGAGGAGCUCGGCCAGGUCAAAUAUGUGUUCUCUGACAAAACAGGAACCCUGACUCAGAACAUCAUGAUUUUCAAUAAGUGUUCUAUUAAUGGGAUAUUCUAUGGUGGUGUCUAUGACAAGCAUGGACAGAGGGUAGACGUCUCUGAGGAAACAGAAAAGGUCGACUUCUCCUACAACAAACUGGCUGAUCCUAAGUUUUCAUUUUAUGACAAGACUUUGGUGGAAGCAGUGAAAAAGGGAGAUCGCUGGGUGCACUUGUUUUUCCUCUCACUCUCAUUGUGUCAUACUGUGAUGUCAGAAGAGAAAGUGGAAGGUAAGCUGAUGUACCAGGCUCAGUCCCCGGAUGAAGGUGCCCUCGUCACUGCUGCCAGGAACUUCGGCUUUGUGUUCCGAUCCCGCACAUCUGAGACGAUCGUGGUAGUUGAAAUGGGUGAGACCAAAGUCUACCAACUGCUGGCUAUUUUGGACUUCAACAAUGUACGCAAGAGGAUGUCUGUUAUUGUGAGGACACCUGAAGAUCGAGUAAUGUUAUUCUGCAAGGGUGCAGACACCGUCCUCUGUCGGCGGCUCCAUCCGUCCUGUACAUCCCUCAGAGAUGUGACCAUGGAACAUUUAGAUGAUUUUGCUGUUGAAGGCCUCCGCACCCUCAUGGUGGCCUACCGAGAACUGGAUAAUGCAUUCUACCAGGCCUGGAGCAAGAAGCACAGUGAAGCCUGCCUGUCUUUGGAAAAUCGGGAAGAUAAAAUGUCAGAUGUCUAUGAAGAGAUAGAAAAAGACUUGAUGCUGUUAGGGGCCACAGCCAUAGAAGACAAGCUGCAGGAUGGUGUACCUGAGACAAUCACCACCCUGAACAAAGCCAAAAUUAAGAUGUGGGUCUUAACUGGAGAUAAGCAAGAGACUGCUGUAAACAUUGCCUAUGCCUGCAACAUAUUUGAGGAUGAAAUGGAUGGGAUGUUCAUCGUGGAAGGCAAGAAUGAUGAGACUGUUCGGCAAGAACUCAGGUCAGCAAGGGUCAAGAUGAAACCUGAGUCUCUACUGGAAUCAGACCCAGUAAACAUUUACCUCACCACGAAGCCCCAUAUGCCCUUCAGAGUGCCUGAGGAGGUGCCCAAUGGCAACUAUGGCUUGAUCAUCAAUGGCUACAGUCUGGAUGUGAAUGAAACAUGGAGUCUACGCUUCCCAGAGCUGUAUGAUCCAGGCCAGCACAACCUCUAUUUCAACAAGAAGGAAUUUGUGAAGUGUUUAGUGCGUGGGAUCUAUAGUUCCUUCGUGCUGUUCUUUAUCCCUAUGAGGACCGUUCACAACUCAGUGCGCAGUGAUGGGAAAGAGAUCUCCGACUACCAGUCCUUCUCCCUGAUAGUUCAGACUGCCUUGCUGUGCGUGGUCACAACGCAGAUUGCCCUGGAUACAACCUACUGGACGGUGAUAAGCCACAUCUUCACCUGGGGUAGCCUGGGUUUCUACUUUUGCAUCUUAAUCUUCCUGUACAGUGAUGGCUUGUGCCUAACGUUCCCCAACGUCUUCCAAUUCCUAGGUGUGGCCAGAAACACUCUGAACCUGCCACAAAUGUGGCUGAUUAUUAUCCUCAGCGUGGUCCUCUGUAUUUUGCCUGUGAUUGGGUACCAAUUUCUCAAGCCACUAUUCUGGCCUGUCAACGUGGACAAGAUUAUGGACAGAAUUCAUCUUUGCACGAGACCUCCACUGCCACCCCCUACCCGGACCAAACUGAAACACACAAGUGCUCGUCGUUCUGCCUAUGCAUUCUCCCACAAACAGGGCUUUGGGGCCCUCAUCACUUCAGGGAAAACAAUGAAGGACAGGGUAUUCAAGAAAAACAGCUUUCCUUUUAAAAAGUAGAGGCCCUUAGGGAAACCCCAAAGGAAUCAGUCAUUGCUCUUCCUCCCUUGUAUUACACAACUGAAUAAGGAUGGAUUUAGAGCCCCGGGGAAACUAACAUAAACCUGCCCUUCUGCGCUCACUCCAGGGGCUCAGCCUCUUCCUUCCCUAGAAGGCUGUGCCCAGGUAAGGCAAGGAAAGGUAAAGAAAGAGCCUCCAGAUAUCUGUCAGAGUUGCAGCAUUUCAAGAAAAAGUGACGUCAGGCCUCCCUUCCACCAACCCUUCCAAGUUUUAAUCCAGACAAGCAAAUAUGGAAGUGGUGAGUGAAGAGGGGCAAUGUGGGAAAGAGAAAAAAAAAAUAUGACCUAAGAAUCUUACUUUGGGCCCUAUUUCCCACACCCAGAGCAACCAUAAACCUUGCCACGGCCCCACACAAACAUAUCCCACCCAGACACCCUUCUCAGGUUUAUCUGGGGGAUUCAGGGUAAGUCUUUUGCUGGCCCUGUGUCUCAAAAGAAGGAGGCAGCUAUGAAAAAUUGGUCAUAAAAAGCUGAAGGAGAGUUUCUGGAACAACAAAAAAAAGAGAAAGCUGGUUCCUGCCUUGAUAAGACAGCUCAAGAUUUUGCCUUCUUCCCCUCUCGUUGACCCCUUUUACCCAAGAACUGACACCUUUUCAGGCUUCAGAACUGGGAGAGGGAGACUGCCGGGGAUGUUUAAAAAUCUUUUCUUGAGGGGGUAUAAGCCACAAUUGAUGAACAUUUGUCUUCAUUCCAUAAAAUUACUUUGAGAAGAAAUUGUAUGUACUCGGGAAGUUGUUUUUGAGAAGUUUAUGGAAUAAUAAAUUGCUUAUUUUGG
Mirounga angustirostris (Northern elephant seal) is the source of this 4204-nucleotide messenger RNA. RefSeq names its product phospholipid-transporting ATPase FetA-like. The transcript has 25 exons. The record is from RefSeq and is a predicted model, not a curated record. Gene Ontology annotation, cellular component: plasma membrane; trans-Golgi network. Gene Ontology annotation, molecular function: ATP binding; magnesium ion binding; ATPase-coupled intramembrane lipid carrier activity. Gene Ontology annotation, biological process: Golgi organization; phospholipid translocation. The coding region runs from base 233 to 3370 and encodes 1045 amino acids. Lineage: Eukaryota; Metazoa; Chordata; Mammalia; Carnivora; Phocidae.